GAACCCUCUCAAUCAACCUAUAACACCAACGUUGUUACACACAAGGGUUGGUGGUUGUUACAUCACUAGCAACAACAAUAAAAAAUAACACUGUUCCAAUUCCAACCUCACAUGUCACACCACCACCACCACCACCACUUUUUUUAGCGCCAACAGGGUUAUCAUGUUCAGAUUUCUAUCAGAAAUAGGUACUUAUUGAAGGGAAGUUUGUAUCAUAAGUAAACUACUUUGCUCAGAUAAUCGACCGGGAUAACAAUGGUAAGCUUAAGAAGACGAAGACUUUUGGGACUAUGCUCAGGAAAUAGUUCAUUUGUUACUCCACUGCCUCUCUACUGUGAGAAUCUAGCUCAGUACGAAAAUCCACGACAGAAUGCUAAUCCUAGUAGCGAACAAUCUGUGGUUUCGGAUAUUGCAAGUGUCUUGGACAGUGUAGGAACACAGAAUUCCCAGAACACCAUUGUGAAAGAUGAAUCAGGAUCAUCAAAUGUAUCCGGUUCUAGCCUUUCUAAAGAGCAACCUAGUCAACAACAAAGCACAGGGCUACCUGUUAAGCGUAGAAAGCAGCAUUCGAGAAAACCGAGAGAGAAUCAAGAAACAUGCUUAAUGAGAGGAGUAUAUUUUAAAAAUAAUAAGUGGCAAGCCGCCAUUAAGGUGGACAAGAAACAGAUCCACCUCGGGACCGUUGCAUCGCAGCAAGAAGCUGCUCGCUUGUACGACAGGGCCGCUUUCAUGUGUGGGAGGGAGCCGAAUUUCGAGCUUUCUGACGAAGAAAAACUUGAAUUAAGUCAGUUUAAAUGGGAAGAAUUCUUGGCUGUGACACGAGAGACGAUAGCCUGCAAAAAACACAAGAAAAGUCGAAGUUCAAGACUGCUCAGUGGAGUCGACGAACGUUCUGUCGCAUAGAGGUGAUUGUGAAAGUAAGGAAGUAGUGACUGACUUCUGUGUCGGUGAAGCGGAGAAAGAAACGUAUGUCCCAAAAAAUUUAUGAGUAAACUUUUAGCUCUAGCAAUUCAUUCUUUGCCGCAAGAUCCAUUUUCAAUUUUACUAAAUUCUUAACACAUUCAAAUUGAUACAGCUUAAACCAAUAAGUAGUAUAUAGAAGCAGUUCAUGAA
This is a messenger RNA of Lathyrus oleraceus (garden pea), 1113 nucleotides long. Its product is annotated as ethylene-responsive transcription factor-like protein At4g13040. Gene Ontology annotation, molecular function: DNA-binding transcription factor activity; DNA binding. Bases 256 to 903 code for a protein of 215 amino acids. The transcript is spliced from 7 exons. The record is from RefSeq and is a predicted model, not a curated record. NCBI's taxonomy places the organism in Eukaryota, Viridiplantae, Streptophyta, Magnoliopsida, Fabales, Fabaceae. Gene Ontology annotation, biological process: regulation of DNA-templated transcription.